AUGGAGGUUAUGAUGAACGCUCUCAAGGGGCGAGUGUCCAGUGAUCUUGAUGACCUUGUCAACCGAACUGACUCGCCGUUCACCGCCCCCGUCAACUCCUUCGCCCUACCGAGUAAGUUCUGCAUGCUACAGAUAGACAGUUAUGACGGGGUCAGGGACCCUCUGGACCACCUAGAGACCUUUAAGACCCUGAUGCACCUUCAAGGAGUAGCAGACGCGAUCAUGUGUAGAGCCUUCCCUACAACGCUAAAGGGCGCGACGAGAAUUUGGUUCAGCCGGCUGACACCGAACUCCAUAAGCACCUUCAAAGAACUUGGCGCUCAAUUUACCACGUACUUCAUUAGAGGCCAUCGGUACAAGAAGUCUAUGGCUUACUUGAUGAGUAUCAAGCAGCGAGAGGAUGAAACAUUAAGAGCCUACAUAUCCCGCUUCAAUAAGGAGGCACUCUCGAUCGACGAAGCCGACGAUAAGAUACUGGUCGCAGCAUUCACGAAUGGACUAAAGAAGGUACUUUACCGGGCCUCAAAGUAUAUGAAAGCCGAAGACGCGUUAUUGGCCCAAGAAGAGAGGCCAAAGAAAAGAGAGAGGCAAGAAGACACUCGGCAGGACCAAGGCCGAAAGAAAGCAAGGACGGGAGACCGAACGGAUGAGAGGCACCCUAAGCCCCUGGGGGGAAGAUUCACGAGCUUCACUCCGUUGACCGCCCCGACAGAUCAAGUCCUUAUGCAAAUCAAGGAUGAGGAGGCUCUGACAUUCCCUGGAAAGCUGAAGAGUGAUCCCAACAAACGUUCUAGGGAUAAGUAUUGCCGCUUCCACCGUGACUAUGGUCACGAUACGGCUGAUUGCUAUGACCUAAAGCAGUAG
Molecule: messenger RNA, 864 nt
Organism: Quercus lobata
Lineage: Eukaryota; Viridiplantae; Streptophyta; Magnoliopsida; Fagales; Fagaceae
Exons: 2
Coding region: 1-864 (287 amino acids)
Source: RefSeq, a predicted model, not a curated record